This is a messenger RNA of Medicago truncatula (barrel medic), 2146 nucleotides long. Its product is annotated as protein NAR1. NCBI's taxonomy places the organism in Eukaryota, Viridiplantae, Streptophyta, Magnoliopsida, Fabales, Fabaceae. The record is from RefSeq and is a predicted model, not a curated record. The transcript is spliced from 12 exons. The coding region runs from base 243 to 1682 and encodes 479 amino acids.
ACGGCGUAAAUAUCAUCUUGAAAAUUAAAUAAAAAAUUAACGUUUCUCACCCCUCACCACGACAACUCGCGUUUUCGCGGCCUUAAAUUGCGUUUUUGCAGCCGCCAAUCAUCUCCUCCGUUUUCAAUCGCCGGGUUCAUUUCACCGUUAAUCCGUCCCUCAACGUUGUUAUCUGCAGUUCUCCAAAGCCGCUCAGGUCCCUGCCUGUCCAUCUGUAGAAACUUCGCCAAGUAGUGGUAUAGAUGUCUGAGAAAUUCUCACCUGCUCUUCGAAUUGGAGAUCUCAACGAUUUCAUUGCACCUUCACAGGCAUGUAUAGUCUCCCUCAAGGGAUUCAAUAAGACCGAUAAGAAAAAGCCCGAUAAAGUUGAGGUGUCAAUCGCUGACAGACAAGUGAAGUCAGAACCUGUUAAAAUUUCGCUUAAGGAUUGUUUGGCAUGCAGUGGAUGUGUCACAUCAGCAGAGACGGUUAUGCUGGAGAAGCAAGGUUUGGAUGAGUUUCUGUCCAAUAUUAAUAAAGGAAAGGCAGUGAUUGUGUCUGUUUCUCCACAAUCAAGGACUUCUAUUGCAACGCAUUUUGGCAUUUCUCCUGUCCAGGCUUUCAAAAAACUGACAAGAUUUUUCAAAUCAUUGGGAGUGAGGGCUAUUUUUGAUACAAGUUGCAGUAGAGACUUGACCCUGGUCGAAUCUUGUGUGGAAUUCAUCACAAGGUAUAGACAAAAUCAAUUGGUAGAUGAUGAGAGGAGUAAGUCUAGCCUACCCAUGAUUGCAUCAGCAUGCCCAGGUUGGAUAUGCUAUGCUGAAAAGCAACUUGGAUCCUUUGUUCUACCUUACAUUUCAUCAGUGAAGAGUCCCCAACAAACAAUUGGAACUAUCAUAAAGCGUUAUGUAUGCCAAGAUAUGGAACUCAGGCCAGAAGAAGUAUACCAUGUCACCGUGAUGCCUUGUUAUGAUAAGAAGCUAGAGGCUUCUAGGGACGACUUUGUUUUCCAAUUAGAUCCCCAUGCUGAAGGGCAUGAAGGUGAAGUUAAUAUGAUUUCGGAGGUAGAUUCGGUAUUGACAACUGGAGAGAUUUUGGAAUUGGUUCAGUCAAAAGAAGUUGAUUUUAAAAGCUUAGAAGAGGCUCCGCUGGAUAAAUUGCUAACAAAUGUUAAUGAAGAAGGAGACCUUUAUGGGGUCCGUGGAAGCUCUGGAGGUUACGCUGAAACAAUAUUCCGAUAUGCUGCCAAAACACUUUUUGGAAGACACAUCGAUGGCCCUUUGGACUUUAGAAACAUUAGAAAUUCAGAUUUUCAGGAAGUUACUUUGGAGGUUGAGGGAGAAACAGUUUUGAAAUUUGCUCUCUGUUAUGGUUUCCGGAAUUUGCAAAACACUGUACGAAAACUUAAAACAGGGAAAUAUGAUUAUCAUUUCCUAGAAAUCAUGGCGUGCCCUUCAGGUUGCUUAAAUGGGGGAGGUCAAAUCAAACCAGUUUCGGGACAAUCUGCUAAAGAAUUGAGUCAUUUAUUAGAAUCAGUUUACAUGGAAAAUGUUUUGCCCGCAGAACCAUUCGACAAUCCCAUUAUUAAAGGUUUAUAUGACAACUGGCUUGAGCAGCCUGGUUCUGAGAAAGCAAGGAGAUUCAUGCAUACACAAUAUCAUGCCGUGAAGAAAAGCAUCACUUCUCAGUUGCAUAAUUGGUGAGGUGUUGAAACUCAACAUUUUGUAGUUUCUUCUCAAUGUAAUUUCAAGAUAUUAGGCGGAAGAUUAUGUCAAUAUCUGUUUCUCGGACUCCCUGUGAAUAUGUUGGCUUAUUGGAGUGGAGUUGUCCAAUUUUGGUAGUCAAGGUGGAUAUUUUGUCUGUAAUAAUUAUAAUUAUUAUAAUGUAUAUGUACCCCCUGAUCUACACAUAUAUUUAGAUAGGAAAAAGAACCACAAACAUCCAUUUGUAAUGGACCCUCGAGGACCUUUCCUCAGAUGAUCAUGUGGGUCUGCUAUUAAGCUUAGGAUACAAGUUCUCAAUAAAAGAUUCCCCAACUACAUGUGUCCUUCCGAGUGAUUAGGUGAGAGGAUUAGAGUGACAGUGCCCGGUUGUUGGAGUAGAAAUUUUAUGCUUUGUUUUUUAUCAAAUCUUAAAAUCAAAUGAAGCAUCACAUUUUUCUCUCAUA